GUGCAGUGAGGGGCUUUCAAGAAUUGGUUACAGAGCUGCAUCCCUGCUGCAGAGGUUGCUGAGCCCAGGAGGGAGGGGCAGGCCUGGGGCUGCGUGAUGGAGGUGACCGUCCACGUCCUGAGGCCCUUCCGCCCAGCCCUGCUCUCUUUACCUCUUACGGCCUCCCCCAACUGGAACCCUUCUCUGUCUCCAGGAUGUUGAUGCCUGGGUCAUGAUGGGGCAGGGGCAGGACCAGCUGGGGCUUCUGGGUUCCGGCCACCCCCAGUUCUUCUGCCUGCUCUGGAGGGAAGCUCUGAAGUCCCAGGUCUGGCAUACCCCAGGGAUGGGUUAUCCAUGGUCUGCCCACAACCCAAGAUAUUCCGGCUCUGCCGGGUCCUUGUCCCAGCUGCGUGGGCUGGCCCAUUCCAGAGUGGCAUGGAUUCAGGGCUCCCUGCCGCUCCAGGCUUGCACCAGUUGAGUGGAGGCCUCUCCCGUGUCUGCUGAGUUGGCCCGGCCCAAGGUGGCCCAGCCUCCAGCUCCAGCCCUGCUUCUCUUCCUGGGUCUCUGCCUUUUGGGGCCACAAGUGCAGGACCAUACAAGGCCAAUUUCUCCUCUUCUCUAGGCACCAAGGCCUACCCGCUGUGGCCAAUCUGGCCCCAAACAUGGAGAGUCCAGCUGGGGCUGGGGGCUAGGGGCUGGUGCCUGCUCCCCGUGCCCUGAGAAGGAGGCUUGAUCUUAUCUUAAACCCAGCCUAGAGCUCAUCUGCCUCAGAGUCCUGCCUAACCCAGAGCCCAGCUAACAGCCCAGGAGCCCCACUCAAGCUUCAGCCUGUAACCCCGUCCACAGCCCAGCAGUCCCCAGGCCUGCCUAACUGGGGCACCGGUGGCUGGCCGGGGCCUGGGAUUUGUUGCUCAGGAUGAGGAGCAACUCAGGGCUCAGGGCACUGUGAUGAGAGGCUCAGCCUGCUUGCUGUGGCUUCUGCUCUGCCCAGCAAUCAGCAUGGCCUCCGACCCCCUUCUUCCCGCCCCCUCUGGCUCCUGCCUUCCCCCCAGCCAGUGCACCUGGGUCUGAACUCUGUGUCAGGCCCUUGAAUGGCAUCUCCAGGCAGAUGCUUGCACCACCUAUGGUGAGGAGGGACGGAAGGAAGGGCAGGCCAGAGGCAGCUCUGGCCCCUUAGGGGAGUGGAGCCUGGAGAUGCCAGACAGGCCCCCUCUUUCCCCCUUGGCUGGACCAGAUGACAGCAGAUCUGCCACAGAUGGGUUAGAGCCGGGGCGGCCCCGUCGGAGUUGGGCCCUGUCUGCGGAGCCCUGGGCAGGGAUAACCAGUCCCCUAGGAGCCAGGAGAGAGCCCUAACCUGGCUGGAGGAGCAGGGCUCUGGGCCCCACCCUGGGCCUUGGCACUAUUUCCUCUUCCUGAUUGGUGCCUUUGGGUACCUUGGGACCUAGGCAGGUAGCCCUGAGUGCAGGAAAGAGCGGGGCAGGGAGGGGAAGGGAAGGAGCACUGCUGGGGGAGUCAGGCAUUCUGGCUUGUCGUCCUGACUGCCCUGGACUUGUACGACUGCAGGAGGGCAGCUUCCUCUCUCUGGGCCUCAGUCCCCUGUAUGUAAGCGGCCUGGGCCGCCUCAGGGCCCUUCUGGAACUAGUGGAGUCCAAGGAACACAAGGCAGGGUGCUGAAGUCAAACAAACCUUAUAUUGGUUAAGUCCCGCCACAUCUCUGCAAAACGGGUGAUGAUUGUACCUCUCUCACGGACAUUUGUUGUGAGGUAUAAAUAGUGCAAUAUGUAAAGUGCUUAGCACAGGGCUUGGCUCUAAAGUGGAAAGAACUGUUUUUCACGUCCUUGGAGUCAGUGAAGGAACAUCUUGUCUUUACAUUUCUCAGGAAGGAAUGGAGGCCCUGCUGGGAAAAAGACCUGCCAUCAACACUGACAGCCAAUGGCAGGACUUGAACUUGGGUCCUUGAGCUGCAGGUUGUGCUGUGCAGACAUGGACCCAGUAGCUGUGGUUCUCUGUCCCUUGGCUCCCUGUGUCCCUCUCCCCUGCAAGGAGUGCCACAUAUGUGGGACACCUCAGGGGACUGAGCUGCUCCCUGACCCCUGGCUCCUCUCCCUUCUGAGUGCAAAGCUGGCAUGACUUACUGCAAGUAAUGAACCAAAUCGCUCUCCACCUAGACCCUCUGCAGAAUCAUUUCUCUCUUGGCCCACUUUCCACCGAUUCUGCCCCCAUGCUCACUGCCCUUAAUGGGACAGGCCUCUUGGGGACCGGGCAGAUGGCACGUUUUCUGUGGUGCCUACCCAGGCCCUGCGGGACCCUGAGGCACUCGGGCGUGUGUGUGUGAGCACACGUGGAGGCUGUGCAAGGUGGGAUUUGAGUCGGGUGUCACCCCUUGCUGUGGCCCAGGAACUUGGCCCUGGUCCCCGUUUGUCCCUCUCCAGCUCCUUGGGGUACAGCCUGCGUUCCGGUUCCCUGUCCUAGCAUGUCAGAGCCAAGCUCAGUGCCCUCCAGGGCUCCCACCCCUGACCACCAGCCUGUGGCAGGCAGGCCUGCUCUUGAGUACCGCACGCAAGUUGCAGCUGGGGGCACACGUGCUGGCUCUCCUGCUGCCACUUCCCUGGGAAGUGGGAAGUCUGGCAGGAACAGUCCCCCUGCGGCAAUCAGCGGCUCGUGCUCUCAGCGCCACCGAGGCAGGGCUGGCUCCUUGCUGCCCGCUGCCACCGGGCACAGCUGCCAGCUUCUCGGGCUCAGGGGAGACAGUGAAUUAGCAGUUGUGCCUCCUUGGCAGGGCAACAGUACAGUCAGGUUGGGGGUGCCUGUCUGAGGCAGUGCCCACACCCCUGUGCUAGGCUCUCGAAGGUUCGGAGGGGUGUGUGUGUGUGUGUGUGUGUGUGUGUGUGUGUUUGUGUGUAUAAGAGAGUUGCCAAGGAGACCUUUUCCUCUUCUCCCUUCUCUUCCUCCCUCUCCGUCCUCUCCAGGCAUCUCGGCACCAUCAGGAUCCUACAGCCUGGGUCCUGCCCAUCCCUCCAGGACCGUGUGCACAGGAUCCAGGCCAGCACCGGGAGGGAGAGAAGGAUGACUGAGACUCAGAGAAAGAGAGGAAGGGAGAUAGAAACAAGAAAGAGGAUGAAAAGGAAUAGGAAGGAUAGGGACACCUGAGAAGGAAGAGCUCAAGGGAAGGAAAGGAGGGGUGAGGAGAGGGGAGAGGAUCAGGCCAGCUCCAAGCCAAGCAGGACUAUCACCUCCUUUAUUCAGAACGUUAGGUUCCCAUUAAUACAGCCUCAGGGCACAGUUGCCUUUUGUCUUAUCUGUUAAUUUCUAAAGCACCAUUAGGUUGACACCUGACAAGCUGGAGGCCUUGUGACCCCUGCCUUCUAGCCCCAGUCCUUUGUUCUAUGGGAAUUCUGCAAACCAGGCCAGGGCAAGGUGAUGUUCAAACCAUGAGCUUAACUCCAGUGGGGACUCAGAGAAUGGUACCCAAAGUGCUGGGACUUGAAGAUAGUGAUGUGUACUUGCAUGAUUCAGAGAGAGCAGUGUGAAGACGGAGGGACUUUUGAGUCCCUUAAUAAGAAUAAUUUCCCAUCUAUUGAGCAUUUACAGUGUGUCAGACACUGUGCUCAUCACAUUUAAUCCUGAGAACAGCCCUGGAGCUAGGGAAUGUUUUACUCUAUUUUGCAGAUUAAGAAAUCGAGACACAGGGAAGCUAGGAUACCCAUCCCAAAUCACACAGCCUAUAGGUCAUGGAGUCACUCUAACCGCUGCAGAACGCUGCCUCUCCUCUCCUCUGGGCAGUGAUGCAAGUGCCCUCAGUGGUGACUGAGGACUGUUCCAGUGCUUUCACGUGUGGUAGCCAUCCCCUCCUGGGGACAGGCUAGAGGGUCUGCGACACGGAGGUGGCGGUGCAGCCCUUCCUCCAGUUGCGCGCAUUUGCCUCUAGCCUCUAGCGGUAUUCUGUGCCCUGCCUGCUGCCCACCGGCCGUGCAGCCCCCGAGCAAAGGCCUUUCUUCUCUGCCUCUGAAUUGCAACGUUGGCGGCAGAAGCAGGAAGCAUAUUGUGCACAGAAACAAAACUGAGUGGUUUUUCCUUUUUCUGAAGGUGGUAAUGGUGCAAUUAGUGGCUAAGCCAUUACUCCCUCCUCCCUGGCUCUCCUCCCCUCCUUCCCCUCUGCCUCCCUCCUGUUUCUCUCCUGGGAAGAAGUGGCUGCAUCAGAGUCAACUCCAUCAUUUUCUCCCACUCCCAACUCUCAGGAAGAGGGGCAGAAUUGGGGGGGGGGGGGUACCUAGAUUUCUCCAGCGGCUCCUGGACCUAGGGUGGUGAGUCAGGGAUCUGCUGGGGUUGGGGAUGACCAACAAGCAGACAGUGUGUCCAGCAAGUGAGGUGACCAGUAAGGCAAUUUGGAGGUUCAGAAUGGGUGGGUUAGAAACCCAGAGGGUUUGGAUCCUGGAUCCUUUUAUCCUGUGCUCAUUGUGGGCAAGUGCUGGCAUGAGACCUCAGCCUGGUGGGCUGUGAAGUGAGCUUGAAUGGAGGAGGUGGGUGUGAGGGUCUGAGAUUCUGAGUUCAAGCUAGAACGAUGGGGGUGGUCAUGGUUUCACUUUAGACCUUCCUUUUUCUCUUCUAGAAACUAAAAAGAGGCCUCAUAGUUACAUACUCCCCAAAGGCCUCUACAGCCCUCAGCCUGCUCUAUCUUCACAGCCUUCCUCUGCAGUGGCAACUUUGUUCUGUUUUGUGGAAAAGGAGCUAGAGGCUCAGAGAGGGGCUGUGACUUUCUCAGCAUCACACAGUUAAUACAUGUUAGGACUGGAAUUGAAUUCAGAUCUUUAAAUGCCAGUCCUUUUCCUUCUUAAUCCACCGGGCCUUGGGGUGAGAUCUUGGGGCCAUAGAUAUGGUUAUUGCCCUGAAGAGUUGAAGUUGGCCAGGAAAGUGCCCACAAAAUUUGGGAAUGAGGAUUUUAGGGCAGGUCCACGGCCACUCCCCUCCAAGCCAGGCCAUGCUCCCCUCCCCACUGCCGCCUCCACCUCUUUCACCUUGACUUGAAGCACAAGCAGAAACUGGGACAUGAGCCCCAGGAGACCAGAUCUCCAUGGCCCCUCUGGCGGCCUGGGGUAAGGGAGUGGUUAUGGAAGAGACCUCAGGAGGGGACCAAUUGUCAUAGCUGAGAGGGGUUGGGGUGAGCAGGCAGCCAGGAAUGUUCCCUCCAGAAUCCUGAUAGCUCCUCUGCACUUCCCCCUAGCUAGAGUCCCAGUGUGAUGGACAAGGUGGCAAAGAACAGAGAGAGAGAGAGAGAGAGAGAGCAAAAUAAGAAAGACAGAGGAAGAGGCAAAAAAAAAAAAAAAUUAGAGGGGAGCAGAGAGAUAGUUACAGAGACUACGGUGAUCCACUGAGAGAGAGAGAUCCCAAUGAAUUAGCCAUCGUUUCCCUGUAAACCUUAGAACCUGGCUGUUGCCAGGGCAACGGGGCAAUACCUGUCUCUCCAGAGGAGAUGAAGUUGCCAGGGUAACUGCAUCCUGUCUUUCCGGGGGACCAUCCCAGAAUGUGGCACCCACCGGCCGUUACCAUGGCAACUGCCUUUUUGCCCCACUUAAUCCCAUCUUGUCUGUUACAAGGGCCCCACAGUUGGAAAUGGGGGAGGUGGGAAGACUGAAGAUUACUUGUGGACUAAGUUUGUUCUCCUUCCCCUCCUCCAACCCCUCCGUUGGUCCAUCACUUCGGGGGUGCUGUGUCCACCCACCCCCGGGUCCACACAGGCCUGCAGUACUGUGUGCAGUAGGGCCAGGGCGUCCAGUAGCAGGUUUUGAAGUGGAAGGCAGGCAGGUGUUGGGGAGGCAGUUACCGGGGCAACGGGAACAGGGCGUUUCGGAGGUGGUUGCCAUGGGGACCUGAAUGCUGACGAAGACUCGCGAGGCUGUGAGCAGACACAGUGCUCUGCUCAGAAGCCCCGGGCUCGUCAGUCAAGCCGGUUCUCAGUUUGCACUUGGCAGCACGGGCAGGCGAGUGGCCCCUAGUUCUGGAAGCAGAGCAGCAGCACCCCAGUCCUGGUCCUCCAGCCCCAAGCCUCGCCUGCCCACCCAGCGCCAGGAUGGCCACCAUCACCUGCACCCGCUUCACGGAAGAGUACCAGCUCUUCGAGGAACUGGGCAAGGGAGCCUUCUCAGUGGUGCGCAGGUGUGUGAAGGUGCUGGCUGGCCAGGAAUAUGCUGCCAAGAUCAUCAACACUAAGAAGCUCUCGGCCAGAGACCACCAGAAGCUGGAGCGCGAAGCCCGCAUCUGCCGCCUGCUGAAGCACCCCAACAUUGUCCGGCUCCACGACAGCAUCUCCGAGGAGGGACACCAUUACCUGAUCUUCGACCUCGUCACCGGCGGGGAGCUGUUUGAAGACAUCGUGGCCCGGGAGUAUUACAGUGAGGCAGAUGCCAGUCACUGUAUCCAGCAGAUCCUGGAGGCCGUGCUGCACUGCCACCAGAUGGGGGUGGUACACCGGGACUUGAAGCCGGAGAAUCUGUUGCUGGCCUCCAAGCUCAAGGGUGCCGCGGUGAAGCUGGCGGACUUUGGCCUGGCCAUAGAGGUGGAGGGGGAACAACAGGCAUGGUUUGGGUUCGCAGGGACACCCGGAUACCUCUCCCCAGAAGUGCUGCGGAAGGACCCGUACGGGAAGCCUGUGGACCUGUGGGCCUGUGGGGUCAUCCUGUACAUCCUGCUGGUUGGGUAUCCCCCGUUCUGGGAUGAGGACCAGCACCGCCUGUACCAGCAGAUCAAAGCCGGCGCCUAUGAUUUCCCGUCACCAGAAUGGGACACCGUCACCCCGGAAGCCAAGGAUCUGAUCAAUAAGAUGCUGACCAUCAACCCAUCCAAACGCAUCACGGCUGCCGAGGCCCUCAAGCACCCCUGGAUCUCGCACCGGUCCACCGUGGCCUCCUGCAUGCACAGACAGGAGACCGUGGACUGCCUGAAGAAGUUCAACGCCAGGAGAAAACUGAAGGGAGCCAUCCUCACCACUAUGCUGGCCACCAGGAACUUCUCUGGCGGGAAGAGUGGAGGAAACAAGAAGAACGAUGGUGUGAAGAAAAGAAAGUCCAGUUCCAGCGUUCAGUUAAUGGAAUCUUCAGAGAGCACCAACACCACCAUUGAGGAUGAAGACACCAAAGUGCGGAAACAAGAAAUUAUAAAAGUGACAGAACAGCUGAUUGAAGCCAUAAGCAAUGGAGAUUUUGAGUCCUACACGAAGAUGUGUGACCCCGGGAUGACAGCCUUCGAACCCGAGGCCCUAGGGAACCUGGUCGAGGGCCUGGACUUCCAUCGAUUCUAUUUUGAAAACCUGUGGUCCCGGAACAGCAAGCCUGUGCACACCACCAUCCUGAAUCCCCACAUUCACCUGAUGGGUGACGAGGCGGCCUGCAUCGCCUACAUCCGCAUCACGCAGUACCUGGAUGCGGGCGGCAUCCCCCGCACGGCCCAGUCGGAAGAGACCCGCGUCUGGCACCGCCGGGAUGGCAAAUGGCAGAUCGUCCACUUCCACAGAUCUGGGGCGCCCUCCGUCCUGCCCCACUGAAGGACCAGGCUGGGGGCACUGUACCGCAGAGAUCCACCGUUCGUCCGUGGAAUGUGGCUGCUGGUUCUCCCACUUGGAUUUUGCUGGAAUUCCCCCAAUCACAUCAUCCCAUCACCACCACCAUCACCGUCACCUUCAUACCUGUGUCAAGAAAACCUGCCUGUUCGCAAAAGCCAUCAUGACUUCAGAGCAAAUGGUGACAUCUCCCCGUCACCACCCGUCCCCUGCCAGGGCAGGGCUUCCUCAGGCCCACGUGCCCUGGGUGCUGGACCCGAGGACCCCCCCCCCCGCCCCCGCACCGCCGCCAGCUGUCAUUGGCCUGGUGUUGCCUUGGCCGUAAGCCACAGCGCCCAGCUGUGUAUUCAUCCAGGGGCUGGGGAGGAGGGGCGGAGCUGGGAGGAAUGUGGCAUCCGCCAGAUCCUCUCCCUGAUCUCGCCUCUUCCGGGGCCCUCUAGGGAAGUGCAGAAGAAUGCCCAGUCCCCCGAGCCAACCUCCCCCAGGGGAGAGGGGGAGAGAGGAGCAGAUGCCAGGAGCCUCCCGCCUCAAACUGCCUUCCCAACUCUUCUCCCAUCCUGUCCUGCCCUCCUGCUCUCCAGCCGACCCUCCUCCCUCAGUGUGGGGAGCGCGAUCCUCUCAGGGUUCCCCCACUUCUUUCCUUCCUCCUUCUGCUGAUGUUUACUUCCAACACUAACUGCCCAUUCCACCCUUCCAUCAGGCCCUGAGAAUUCCAGCUUCAUCGCAUCCAAAGGAGAGAAUCUGAUUGCUUUUGGGGGGCAAAAGAAAACAGCGUUUAGGUAUCACUUCUACUUGGACCGCAUGCCUUUUUAUAGCCAAACUUCUGUGUGUUUCGUAAAUGGAUUUUGAGUUAAUGGAUAUUUAUGUAAUAACUAGACCUCUCAAAUUGGUGAGAAGGGCUGGGUUGGGAAGGGAGGUGGGAAGAGGGCUGAGGGGUAUUUUUUUCUGUUCUUGGUCUUUUGUUUUGUUUUUUUUUUUGGUCAUCGCUGAGAUGGACUUUGUCACUUGUGGUUAUCUGGGGCUGAGAUGGACUCAGCCCCCGUGGGAAGGAUCUCUCUGACAUUUCAGUCCCCAGGUUCCCUUGCGGACUGGAGAAGCAUCAGGUGUUAGUGCUGAUGAAGAAACAGCAAAUCAGGGCAGAGAUAGUGGGGGAAGCUGUCAGGGUGGCAGUACCUGGGCUUUACCUUGCUUGCCUCCCAAACUGGGGUCCUUACUACCGUGCUUCCCAGGAUUUCAUCCCCCACAACUGCGCACCCCUCUCAGCGCCCGCCACCCAGCUCUGGGGGGUUCACGAGCAUGUGUCUUCAUGCGGGUCCAAAAAGAGCACUGGGAUUUCUCCUCUUCACACCUCCUCCUGCAGCUGUGGGUUUGCAUCUCUUUCUUCCUUUCUCUUUCCCUCUUCCCUUGGGAUUGACUCUGAUGUGGAAUGCCUUGGUACCUCCACCAGGAUCUACUGUCUGCACUGUUUUCUUUGCAUGACUUUAUAUGCAGUAAGUAUGUUGAAAAAAAAAAAAAAGAAAAGAAGAAAAAACACUCAGCAAAACCAACCUACAUGUUUUGGACAAAAAAAAAAAAAAAAAUAGAGGUUGUAUUCUCAGUGUCCGACUCGGAAUUAUGUUGCUGCCUCUCUGUGCUUUUGGCCUCUGUGUGGCCGUGUUUUGCCAAGAUGAGAUACUUUCCCCUCUGGAGGAUUUUAGGGGAGGAAGAGCCACAUCCCCAAAGAUUUGGAGGAGUCUCUGAUUCCCCCAAACCUCUGGGGAAUCCUGGGUGUUGAGUGGAGCAGGACUGGUGGGGAUGUGACCCAGGACUUCCUGAGUUUUCCCCAAUCAUGAGCUGUCUGCUGGGCCCAUUCUCAAGAGUUCCUGCCCGCGGGACAGGUGAGGCAGGCUGGGUGGGGGCCGUAGGCCAGGAGAGAGGCUGCCCAGCUCUCCUGGUCUCCAAACUGGUCGAUCACUGGCCUCUAUACUUGGCAGAGACCCUGCUGCCGAGGCCCGGGUGGGCAUUUGGCCUGCCCCAGGUCCAGAGGGCUUCCCAGUAAGGCCCAGUGACCCCGGCGCUCCAGCAGCCAAACCGCCUGCCUACCUUGCGAUCUGCCAGCUCCCGUAGCCAUCCCCAAGCCAAAGGUGAGGGGUUGCUGCCAUUACCAAGGCAAAGUCUGGUCCUUCCUUCAGCCUCAGUUUCCCCCUCCAUUAAAGGGGUUAAAUAUUCCCGCCCAGCCUAUGUGGCAGGGCUGACGGGGAAUCAAACAGGAUGGUGAGGUGAAGCCCAAUACGCCCAUGAGAAUUGACAGUGUGAGUCACUGGCUGGACUCCUGUUCUUUUCUGGGCCUGGCCAGUCCCCCCUCCCUCCCUCACCUGCCCCUCAUCCCCCUCUUUGGUGCCUGUCCUCUGCUAAUCAGCAGAGGACUGCGGGGGAAAGAGCCACAGUUUGGGGGUUAUUAGGAUUCCAUCCCCAGCUCUGACCAGACUUGCCGUGUGACCUUGGGAAAGUCCUUUCCCCGCUCUCCCCUCGGUUCCCCACCAGAGGGAGCUGAGCUGGAGGACACCAAUGUCCUGCCUUUCAUCUGCUGACGCACCUUCUGUCCACUGUGCCCCUCUCUGGGUGCCAGAGAAGUGGAGGCCGGUCCCUACCCCAGGCCAGGAUGGCCCCACUGCGAAGGCCAAGCCUGUGGGUGUGCAGCCAGCCGGUGUGGACCACAGGGCACCGGUGUGAUCCCAACGCAGCAGGCAGGGGAGACUGGCAGACAAAGCGCGGCCCAGAGCCCAACCCCACCAGACAGUCAAACAUCCUGCAGAUGCAAAAAAUCCAGACCUAAGACGAGUCCUAGGCUCCAGCAUGCAAACACAUUAACGGGAAAGCAUUCUCCCGGGUGUGAGCCCAGCAAGCGCUGAUCCUGACCCCUGGCCUCCUGUCUCCCGUCAAAGGGAGACCCUUUUGGGGAUGUAUUUGCCAGACUCCCUGUGCUGGUUUCUUUGUUACUAUUUGUUUGGGGUUUUGUUUCCGUUCUUCCUUUUUUAAAAUAUGUGGCUGUGAACUUGAAUGACCACUGCUCAAACUUUCUGCUAUUGUGGGGUUGGGGGGAAGAAGGGGUGUCUGUUUUAUUCUUGGUGUUUUCAGUGCAAUAAAUAGCUACAAACUUC
Molecule: messenger RNA, 10671 nt
Organism: Balaenoptera acutorostrata (minke whale)
Lineage: Eukaryota; Metazoa; Chordata; Mammalia; Artiodactyla; Balaenopteridae
Gene: CAMK2A
Product: calcium/calmodulin dependent protein kinase II alpha
Exons: 19
Coding region: 6047-7516 (489 amino acids)
Biological process (GO): protein phosphorylation
Cellular component (GO): cytoplasm; neuron projection
Molecular function (GO): calcium/calmodulin-dependent protein kinase activity; ATP binding; calmodulin binding
Source: RefSeq, a predicted model, not a curated record